CCUGGCAAUGCUGACACUGCUACCUGUGUCUAGAAAAGGAGCCGUACCAUCAACAGAGGAGUGGUUGUUGUAAUUGUAUCCCUGGUUAGGCUACUUCUGAUUUCCCAAGGACGAAGAAGGGAGACAUAAACUAACUGCUGGCUGAUUAGGAACAUGUUCAUUUUAAACAGCGUCGAUUUUCACCACACGUAUUUUGGACUACUUCUGAUUUUCCUUAUUAGAGGAUGCGAGUCAUCAGUCAAGCCUAUUGGCCCUUCAUUGUUCAAAGCCCUGGUUGGCACCAAUGUAAGCCUUGCCAUUACCUACACCAGUCAGAACGCACCACCACAGGUGUCCUGGUGGAAAGAUGGCGUCUCCAUUGCUCACUGGACGGUUGGCAUUGGCGAACCUCAAAUUGCUUCUCGGUAUAAGGAUGUUCUGUCGGUGGAGGAUGAUGGUUCCCUGACAUUCAGCAAUUUGACUCUUGAUUACACUGGAACCUAUGAAGUCAUUGUGGUGCAGGUGAUGUCGGAGGAACGCAGAGCAUUAUUCAACCUAACAGUUUAUGACAUAAUUGAAAAAGUCUCGUUGCACACUUGGCCAAAUGAUGCUGUUGAAGGCAAUGGAACAUUCACUUUAUAUUACAUCACAGCAAAAGGAGAGGCAGAAGAGGUGCAGUGGUUCUUCAAUGGGACAGAACUGCAGCAUGGUUCUCACUACUCCGUGAGCGGGAAGAACCUCUCCAUCAUUCAUCCACGCAGAACAGACACAGGCCUGUACAGCGUCACCCUUAAGAACCCGUUCAGCUUUGGAACCUACUCAAGGAAUGUCACUGUUUUGUAUGGACCAGAUCAACCCAUGCUGGACGUGAGCCCAACAAAGGACUUCUUUGUUCUGGGGGAGUCUCUGUGGUUCUCCUGCGGGGCGCAAGGGGAGCCUGUGCCAGCGGUCUCCUGGGCAUUCAUGGCACAGGCUGUCCCCAGUGCCCAGCCAGGGGCACUUCACAUCGCCAAUGCCCAGACCAGCCAGAGCGGCGUUUACACCUGCAUGCUGAUAAACACCCAAACUGGAGCACAGCUGAACAAGAGUGUCACUGUUAACAUCUAUAAGAGCCCUGCGGGCAGCCCUGUGUGUUCCGUUCACGCUGUGGACGAGAGCGCAGCGCUGCAGUACCACUGCCAGUGGCCAGGGGGCACCCCAGGGGCACAGCUGUCCUUCCCCACUCUCAACACUUCCAGCGCUGGGAUCGGGGAGCUCAACAUGACCGUGGAUAACCCCCAGGGCUUAGACGGGACAGAGGUGGCAUGUGUCGUCCACCACCCCGUUUACCAGGGACAGUGCAACAUCACUGCACGCAAGACAGCAGGCCUCCUCCCCUCGGUCUCAGCCGCUGUGAAUGAGAACGGCAAGCUGCUGGUGACCAUCGGAUGUGUCACUGAGGCCAUACCGAAUGCCACGGUGACCUGGUCAAUGUCUGGGGAGGAUGUGAGCUCUCUGAGUGACCAUGAGGUCAGCAUGGACACCACCUGGCUCCACAUUGGGAAUUUCAACAUCAUCACUGCUGGCCUUCACACUUACAAAUGCACUGCUGCCAAUCCUUUAGGCAGACAAAGCAGCGAUAUCAUUCCGACAGGUCCUGCCAUUUCAGAAGCAAGUCUUUCCUCCAAUGAGGAAGGAACAGUAAUUAUGCUCUUUUGGGAGGUACCAUCUAUGGCUAUAGUUACAGGUUUUGAUAUCCAGAUGAAGGGGCCUGACCUCUCUGAUCCAUCCACCAACAUAACGGUCAGCCAAAGUGAGCGAGCCAAGGAAUACCAGACCCUCCAGGUGAGGCCUGCCUCCUCAAGAAGUGCAGAAAUCUCAGGACUUGACCCCAAAGCAAGAUACCACUUCCGGGUCAUCCCCAUGGCAGGCCAGAGUGCUGGGGAGCCGUCGGAGCCGUUGAGUACUGGGCCAGGAGGGCUGAGUGGACCGGCCAUCGCUGGCAUUGCUGCUGGGAUCCCCUGCAGUCUGCUAGUCCUUCUGGUCGUCUGUGUCGUGUUGCCCUGUGUCCUCUACCACAAGAAGAGGAACAGCGAAGCAAGAUAUCCUGUCUCCAGGGCUGUGGAGAAGGCUGUAACAACUCUGAGCUCACCCCACCACCUUUUAACAAGCGGUUUGAAAUUGCCACCAGACUACAGACUUCACCAGCCUCCUGUUGCGGGGCACUCUCGUCCUAUGCCCUCAGAGCCCCUGUGA
Molecule: messenger RNA, 2214 nt
Organism: Alosa alosa (allis shad)
Lineage: Eukaryota; Metazoa; Chordata; Actinopteri; Clupeiformes; Clupeidae
Gene: vsig10l
Product: V-set and immunoglobulin domain containing 10 like
Exons: 12
Coding region: 154-2214 (686 amino acids)
Molecular function (GO): protein binding
Source: RefSeq, a predicted model, not a curated record